Bursaphelenchus okinawaensis is the source of this 900-nucleotide messenger RNA. The record is from the annotation of a GenBank genome assembly. NCBI's taxonomy places the organism in Eukaryota, Metazoa, Nematoda, Chromadorea, Rhabditida, Aphelenchoididae.
AUGGCAUCGGUAGCAGCUAAGCCGAAUCUUUUCAAAAGAGGCGCAGACCGACUGGUCGAAUAUGUAAAGACCUUAGCGCAUGAUUAUAGGACAGUAAUUGUGGAAACAGCUCAAGAUUCCGUGAAACGACCAGUUAGAACAUCAGCAGUUGGUGCUUUUAUAGCAUUCUUAGGAUACGCAAACCGAACAAGGCCGCUACAAAAUGAGCUGGACGAGAAGUUGGUAAGCCUAAGACAACAGAUGACACUACUACCAUUGGCGAUACACAGUAGUACAGCAGGUAGGUUGGUAAGAGGGUUAAGGUUAAACUCGACUUGUGUUUUAACUUCAUUGAAACUGAGAUAUUGGGGUUUUAUUGCUUUUUGGGUAUUAAGGUUUGAGAGAUGCAGAGGGUUUUAUAGUUUUUGUCAUACUUCGGGAUUUAUAAUAAGGCUUUAAUAUGAUGUUUCUUGUAGUUUAAAGUGUUUUGUUACAGAUGCUUCACUUCAUCUCUAUACGGAUCUAUUGAACUCGGAAAGGCUAGAUUUAUAUGAUUGUUGGUUCUUCUCAUUACUUAUUAGACGAGAGUUCGAUCGACGGGUAAAAUACGCUUAUAUUAUUUUAAAAAUGUGUAUAUAUUGUUGUCACACGCUGCUAUAAUAUCCAAAAAAACGUUAAAAUUUAGUUUAGAGACUCAUAUCUUGGAACAUUGUAUUAUAAAAAGCCUUUAAUUCGUAUUUAACUUCAAAUUUACAGGUAUUCAGCCCAGUGUCGCAAGAUUCAAAUUUGAAGAAAUGGUUUUGGCAGCGAUUUACUGACAACUUUUUGGACAUUGGAGCUUUUGGCAAGUUUUACAACCUGGAAAGGACUUUCGUCGACUAUGACAUACGACAAGAGGAGUUUGUUGGGAAGGAAAACUAA